AUGAAGCAGGCUGCAGAUGGCAGUAGCCAGCCAGAAUCUGGAGUGCAGCACUCCAGAUACUGGCUGGCUACUGCCGAGGAUUGUUGGUUCCAGGAUUUAGUACCUGAAGGAGAACAAGUGUCAAGUGUGAAAUGUUACUUCACAGACCAUAGGGAAAAACAGUCACCAACAGAUAGGGCCACUCUCAGCUCGGCCAACCCCGAGUCCACAGAGGAGAGUAUAGAAGUACGCUAGCCAGGGACUGUAAAGAGGGAGGCGUCAUCUCCACAACCAGAGCCAGCCAUCCCCUACCAAAAGGACAUCUGUUUUGCCUCCAUGGCCCAGGGAAUGCUGGAGAGCAGCUCUCCAUCAUCCCAGUCCUACUCCCAGUAUCAGUGCUGCAACUCCUGCCUGUAUGGUGACAAGGACUCUGCCCAGCAAAGCAUGAGUGCCUUCUACACUCACUUCCAGACUGUGCAGAGUGUAGCCAUGGUCUGGGAGACAGAGGCCAUCUUCCAGCUGGUCAGCAGGAAGCCCUGCAUUCAGGUAGCCAAGUUCAUCAAGAAGCAGAGCAGGAAAAGAUUCUCCUUUGAGAUGACUUCCAACACCAUCCUGUGCUGGGAGCUGGAAGCCAGCAAGAACAACUGCUGUCGCAAACAGGAUGACAUGAAGUUACUGGGCCUUCAGAGAGCUGCCUACAGGAGCUGUGUGGCCUGUUGCCAGGGCUUCCUCAUGCUAGAGGUGCUGCUGAAGCAUGCUCAGUAUGGCAGCCAAGAAAGCUUCAGCUGCAGAUAG
Pteronotus mesoamericanus is the source of this 774-nucleotide messenger RNA. RefSeq names its product family with sequence similarity 170 member B (gene FAM170B). Gene Ontology annotation, cellular component: acrosomal vesicle. Gene Ontology annotation, biological process: fertilization. Lineage: Eukaryota; Metazoa; Chordata; Mammalia; Chiroptera; Mormoopidae. The record is from RefSeq and is a predicted model, not a curated record.